Rhododendron vialii is the source of this 1666-nucleotide messenger RNA. Its product is annotated as small polypeptide DEVIL 14. Gene Ontology annotation, biological process: negative regulation of cell population proliferation. Bases 771 to 914 code for a protein of 47 amino acids. The transcript has a single exon. The record is from RefSeq and is a predicted model, not a curated record. NCBI's taxonomy places the organism in Eukaryota, Viridiplantae, Streptophyta, Magnoliopsida, Ericales, Ericaceae.
AAAAUGUUGGGCACCUUGUUUAGUAGACAUUCAUAUACAAAUUUAUAACAACUCUGUUUGUUGGCAGACCAAUAUACAAGUACAGUUGUUCUUGUUUCAUUGAUCUUUACUGCCAUACGAAGUCGAGCCUUGUGUACCAAUCUAUUGGGAUUGGCUGAUUUCUACUGCCAUGAUUAAGUAGGGUUGGCUGAUCUCAACCGCCAUGAUUAAGUAAAUACGAUUAGAGAGAGGUUGUCAAGUCUCGCGAUAUUACUGAGAUCAACCGCAAGUUCAAAGUUCUCAUAUUCACCUCUCUUCGGCAACGUACGCUUCGCUUUUGUUCCCCUUGCCGCAACUGCUCUACCAUUAUGCAAACUAUCUGGUCUCGUUGGUAUAUUGACUUGAUACUGCUGCAUGACUGAUGAAUUAGUUGCGAAUAUAUCUUAGAAUUUCUCGUUACCCAAAAAUGGGAAAAUGUGUUAUUAUAGAGAGGGAAUCCGUGGGAGACCGAAACGACCCUCUACAAGUAAAAGUUGAUGCCAAGUCCUCAUCAGGGAGGGGUAGGGAAGGGAGACAAGCAAGUAGAUCAGCCUUGUCAUGUAACUCGAAUGGGGUAAGACCAAACUAAAUGGGCCCAGCAUUUUCAGCGGCCACGUAUUCCUCUCUUCACAUCUCCAACUCUUUCACCAAUAUAAAGGGCUUUUAAGUCCAAGAAGUCCUUCAUUCCACAAUCUUAAAUCUCACACACCAAUAUUCAGAGUUAUAGCACACUCCAUCUCUUUGUAUGAAAAAUGGCAGCAAACUCAUUGCCUUUGAGGUGUUCGAAGCUCCGGUCAUGGUCAUGGCAACGGUGUUCAAAGCAGAUCCGAGAGCAAAGGGCUCGGGUUUACAUCAUCUGGAGAUGUACUGUGAUGCUUCUAUCCUGGCACGACUGAGUUUUCAAGAUUAAGAACGUGUAGAAUUAACCAAAAGGAGGGGCAUGGCUAGAAGUACUGGGUGAUCCUGAGAGAGAGACGGUAGGUUUAUUAGAUAGACUUGUAUAAUGGGUGCACACAGCCCCUCUUCAGAUCAGUUUCUGAAAGUUCUGUAGAGUCUCUAACCCAAAAAAAGGCAACUUCUGUAGAGGCAUAAUAUGAACGUCUUCUUUUGUUUCUCUUUUACAGUCCCACCCAACCGACCAGGGAAAAAUCUGCUGUCUCGUUUCAUAUCAAGUAAUCUUUGAUGACGAACGUACAUUAUUCCAGUAGAAUAUACUCCUUGAUAUACAGGUGUAUAGUUACAGGAACUAAUUAUGGGAGUUGAAAUCGUCAAAUCUCCCAUCAAACGAAGUCUUCUCCUGCCUGCUUAUUCCCACCCUUAUCUGAUCAAGCUAGUCUCUUUAACAUGAAAGAACAAAAAGGUUGAGCAUCAAAAACUAAUAAUGCAAACAAACUAUUCCCACUUGAAUUUAUGCUGUACAUAUAAGAGCCUAGAAAUACUUGUUAUAUGCAAUCAAGGCAGUUCUAGGGAUCAUCCCUUUGUAAUUAUUGACUGUGGGAUAUUGAAAAAAGAUGCCCCAAGGGCAGCUACUAUAAGAAAUGUAUUUUGUGGCUCCAAAAGGAAAAACUAGGAAGCAGACUCAUUACUAACUACAUUACUAACACCACAUAAACCGGUACUCUUAAUAGUUCUGUUUCCCUGCAGUAUC